Diospyros lotus (date-plum) is the source of this 2280-nucleotide messenger RNA. RefSeq names its product probably inactive leucine-rich repeat receptor-like protein kinase At5g48380. Lineage: Eukaryota; Viridiplantae; Streptophyta; Magnoliopsida; Ericales; Ebenaceae. Bases 303 to 2153 code for a protein of 616 amino acids. The record is from RefSeq and is a predicted model, not a curated record. Gene Ontology annotation, molecular function: ATP binding; protein binding; protein kinase activity. The transcript has 3 exons. Gene Ontology annotation, biological process: protein phosphorylation.
CCCAGUCGUCGCUGAGCUUCGUGGAAAAAGAUGGCGUUCCUUCUUUGACCCGCCCCAUCACUCCCUCUGUCUUCUUCUUCUUCUUCAAUAACGCUACUUCUUAGCAACCCAUUCGAUUCUCGAUCAAUUGAAGCCUAGCGAUCCCAAUUUUACUACUGGCUUAAACGAAGGACUGUCGUACUAGUACUCUGAAUGCCAAGAAUUCUGUGGUACUAACUAAAGCUUUAGUAUGUGCCGACCAACAAGCUUCAUGGAUUUGUGUUGACAGAGUCCAUGUGAGUGCACAGGUUUUCUUUAUAAACAUGGCCGUCAAUGGCAGAGUUCUUGCUGCUCUUAUUGGUGCUUUUGUCUCGGUUUUGUUGAGUAGCAGCUUGAGCUACAGUCUUGAGAGUGAUGUGAAGUGCUUGAAAGCUCUACACGAAUCUGUACAAGACCCAUCUCAUGCCUUAAGUACAUGGAAUUUCGCAAAUAAAACUGAAGGCUUCAUCUGUAGAUUUGCCGGGAUUGAUUGUUGGCAUCCAGAUGAGAACAAGGUCUUAAACAUUCGGCUUUCGGACAUGGGACUCAAGGGUGAGUUUCCAAGCGGUAUUAAUCAAUGCGCAGCAUUGACAGGCCUAGAUCUUUCCAGAAACAAUUUUAAUGGUACUAUUCCAGCUGACAUCGGAAAUAUACUCAAAUUUGUAACAAAGCUUGAUCUCUCCUUCAACAAUUUUCAAGGAGAAAUUCCAAAGGGCUUGUCAAACUGUUCUUAUCUGAAUUCCCUUAUACUUGAUAACAACCAGCUGACCGGUCAGAUUCCUGCAGAGCUUGCCUUGCUUGGUCGACUCACUGGUUUUAGUGUAGCAAACAAUCGUUUGACAGGGCAAAUUCCAAGCUUAACAAAUAACUUCUCAGCAGACAACUAUGCAAACAAUCCAGGUCUCUGUGGCUGGCCUUUACCCACAUGCCAGGUUCCUUCAAAGAAAAAUCAUCCUGGAGUCAUUGUUGGAUCGGCUGUUGGUGGGUUGGCUUUUGCAGCAUUUGGUGUGGGUAUUGCCAUGUUCUUCCAUUUCCGCAGGGCGUCAAGAAAGAGGAAAGAAGGAGACCCUGAAGGAAAUAAAUGGGCAAAGAGUAUAAAGGGGGCCAAAGGCAUUAAGCUUUCCACAUUUGAGAAGUCGGUUUCGAAAAUGAGAUUAAGUGAUCUUAUGAAGGCUACGAACAACUUCAGCAAAGACUACAUCAUUGGGUCUGGAAGAACCGGAACAAUGUACAAGGCUGCACUUGAAGAUGGUACUGAACUUCUGGUGAAAAGGUUGCAGGAUACUCAACACUCAGAGAAAGAAUUUGUGGCUGAAAUGGCUACUCUUGGGAAUGUGAAGCAUCGUAACCUGGUUCCCCUUUUAGGUUUCUGCAUAGCUAAGAAGGAGAGACUUUUGGUUUAUAAGCUCAUGCCAAAUGGCACCCUCCAUGAUCAACUCCAUUCUGAGAAUGAAGGUGGCAAGAUUUUGGACUGGCCUUUGAGGCUCAAAAUUGGGAUAGGGGCGGCCAAAGGGUUUGCCUGGCUCCAUCAUAAUUGCAAUCCCCGUAUAAUCCAUAGGAACAUAAGUUCGAAAUGCAUCUUGCUGGACGCUGAUUUUGAGCCCAAGAUAUCCGAUUUUGGACUUGCUAGGCUCAUGAACCCACUCGACACGCAUUUGAGUACUUUUGUGAAUGGCGAGUUUGGUGAUUUGGGUUAUGUGGCUCCUGAAUACUCACGCACUCUUGUGGCUACUCCUAAAGGGGAUGUUUAUAGUUUUGGAGUCGUGCUUCUUGAACUGGUGACUGGUGAGAGGCCUACCUGGGUGGCCAAUGCCCCAGAGACCUUCAAGGGAAACUUAGUGGAAUGGAUUACACACCUUUCUUCCAGCUCUAAGCUCCAAGAAGCCAUUGACAAGCCUUUAAUUGGAAAGGGUUAUGACGGCGAGCUUUUCCAGUUUCUCAAGGUUGCCUCCAACUGUGUUCUUCCCGCUCCCAAGGAGAGGCCUACCAUGUUCGAGGUUUACCAGCUUCUGAGAGCUAUUGGGGAGCGAUACGAUUUCACGGCGGAUGAUGAGGUUUUGAUGCCCUCGGAUACUGGUGAUGCUGAUUAUAUAGAAGAGCUUAUUGUUGCUUCUGAAAUGAGGGAGAAUCAUUAAGAUUAAGAUGGUGAUGUUGUGGGUAAGUGAGAUCUUAUGACAUAUUUUGAUCAUGUAUGUUAAGUACCCGUUAUUAUUGUUGUUGUUGGUGGUGGUGGUGUUAAAAUAAAUCUCUAGAUCUUAAUUA